Messenger RNA from Arabis nemorensis, 2472 nucleotides. The record is from the annotation of a GenBank genome assembly. Lineage: Eukaryota; Viridiplantae; Streptophyta; Magnoliopsida; Brassicales; Brassicaceae.
AUGGAAACGCAACUCUCAAACGCAGACGCGAAUUUGAGCCUCGGAGCUAAAACCAACACCAAAAUCAACGGAUCACGACCCGAAGACCCUAUGGAUGAUCAGGACCGGCCUUUGGACAUCGAAUACGUGGAGAAGAUCUUAAACUACGAGUUUAAAGACAAGAGUUUGCUGCAAGAAGCGUUCACAGACGCAACUUUCUACGAAAACCGCGAUUCGUACGAGCGGCUAGAAUUCAUAGGAGAUACGGUACUAAAUUUGGUAAUAACCAGAUAUUUAUAUUUUGUUUACCCGGAUUCUUCACCCGGUUUGUUAACCAAUCUCCGAGCGGUUAACGUUGAUACUGAGAAAUUGGCUCGAGUCGCUGUAAAACACAAUCUCUAUCGCUGCCUCCGUCAUAAGAAACCCUUGCUUGAGGACCAAAUAUUGGAAUUUGCAAAAGCAAUAGAAGGAUAUCCAUUACAUUCACGUGGGCUCUUGAAAGUCCCAAAAUCUCUAGCAGACAUUGUAGAAUCUACCAUUGGAGCUCUUUUCAUCGACUCUAACUCCAUCGAGACCGUGUGGGAGGUGGUAAAACCAUUGUUGGAGCCAAUAAUACCUUUAGAGAAAUUAGUGAACCAUCCAAUGACACAACUUUAUGAGAUGUGUCAGAAGAAGAACUUGAAAGUGAGGUUGGACGAUAGUACUUGGGAAGUUGAUAAAAACAUUCGUGUCUUUAUUGAAGAUCAUUUGGUUGGACGUGGACACCAUCUUGUCAAGAAAGAUAGUGCUCAUUUCGAAUUGUUAGAGAUGGAUUUCGAGCUUAGAUCUGCGAGAGAGAAGCUUGAGAGAGAACAAAGAGAGAGAAAAGAAAGAGCGAAACUUAAGCUCGAACGAGAGAAGAGAGCAAAAGAAGCUGCGAUUAAGCAACGCGAAGCUAUUGAAGCUUCUCAAAGAGCGAGAAGACUUGACGCCAUUGAAGCCCAGAUUAAGGCUGAUGAACAUAUGCAAGAAAGUUUAGUUGUUGGAGGAGGGAUAGUGUUUGAACGAGUCUUCCAAGCUGUUCCAUUUCAAGGAAUCGGAGAUAAGAUAAAACUUCCAACGUCGUGUUUUACCGAGUUAUCUGAUCAAGGAGCUUUCGAUAAAGGUCCUUUGUACUUUGAGCUUUCUGUAGUUGAUCACGCCGAUAAUAAAAAAACUACACAUUCUGGUGUUCUUGAGUUUACUGCUGAUGAUGGUACUGUUGGGCUUCCUCCACACGUUUGGAGCAAUUUGUUUUCGAUGCAUGAUCCGAUGGAUGUGCCUUUGGUGCAAAUCCGUUAUAUCCGGCUUCCUAAAGGAAGUUACGCAAAGCUUCAACCAGAUAACCUUGGUUUCUCAGAUUUGCCUAACCAUAAAGCCAUCCUCGAAACUAUUCUUCGUCAACAUGCUACACUUUCUCUAGACGAUGUUCUUUCGGUAAGUUAUGGGCAGGUCUCUUAUAAGCUACAGGUUCUCGAGUUGAAACCUGCUUUUAGCAUUUCUGUUCUGGAGACUGACAUUGAGGUUGAUAUAGUUAGUCCAGAUAUUGUUUCUGAUCAACCGAAUCAGCAUGUGUUAAGGCCGCUUCAAUUUGGGAAAUCUGAAUCCGGAACAGUUGAGGAAGGACAAUAUGAUUACUAUAAGUUUACGAUGGACGAGGCUGCUGUAGAAAAAGUAUUGGCAGGAAACAUCAAAGUUAUUGUAAAGAUAGAUGUGGAAAAGGAUGGAGCGGAUACAGAUCUCUAUGUAUCAAAGCACCCGGUGCUAUUCCCAUCUCUUAAUCAACACGAGUGGUCUUCACACGAUGUGGGUUCAAAAACCUUGAUCUUGGGAUCAAAGGAGAGAGCUCUGAGCUCAGGGACUUACAGUAUAGGUGUCUAUGGGUUCAAGGGAACGGUGAAGUAUCAGGUUUCAGUACUAGUUCAAGAAAGCAGUGAUGGUGCUAAGGUUGGAGAGCGGGCUUUAUCAUCUUCAUCAGAUGUCGAUACAGUAGAGUGUAGAAACUGUAAGCAUUCAAUUCCAAGCAGGAGUAUCCGGUUACACGAGGCGUACUGUAGCAGACACAACAUUGUUUGUAAUCAUCCCGGAUGUGGAAUCGUUCUCAGAGUUGAGGAGGCAAAAAACCACUUGCACUGUGAAAAAUGUGGGCAAGCAUUGCAGCCAACAGAGAUGGAGAAACACUUGAAAGUGUUCCACGAACCACUCACUUGUGGCUGCGGUAUAGUGCUCGAGAAAGAACAGAUGGUUCAACAUCAAGCAAGAGAUUGUCCUCUUCGACUGAUCGCGUGUAGGUUCUGUGGAGAUAUGGUGGAAGCGGGUAACUCCGCAGCUGAUACUAGAGACAGGAUGAGAGGUAUGUCUGAACAUGAGAGUACUUGUGGUUCAAGAACUGCACCUUGUGACUCUUGUGGUCGAUCCGUGAUGCUGAAAGAUAUGGAUAUUCACCAGAUUGCUGUUCAUGGCAAGAGUAGCUAA